Messenger RNA from Pocillopora meandrina, 2319 nucleotides. The record is from the annotation of a GenBank genome assembly. NCBI's taxonomy places the organism in Eukaryota, Metazoa, Cnidaria, Anthozoa, Scleractinia, Pocilloporidae.
AUGUUUAGAAGCAGGAUUUUCGGUACCCCGCCUGAACCUGUGUUCAAUAUGAAGACGGCAUGUUUGCCACCAGAGUUACUAGAAGAAGCGUUAUAUGCUCUUGCUGCUGAAAACGAAAAAAGUAUGAAUAGCGCCAAUGGCUUGCAAGGCUUUUUCAAAGGAGGGAAAAAUGCAGGUAACGUAACGGAUGUGGACUUUCGACUUAAGAAACUACCUACCAUCGUUCCCUUUGAAGUGAAUGAAAAUCGCAAACUCACGUUUUAUAUCAUUCGUGUUUUCCAGAAUAUGUUUUUCUCCUCUGUGAAGAAAUGUGUUUACCGACUCAAACCCGCUUUUUAGCAAUUGAAAUUUUUGACAGGCAAGUGUUUGUUAAAAUUGUCCGGAGACAUGAAUUUAUCAUUUCUCUUCAGGGUGUUAAACUUCUGAAUCAUCUAACCAAAUCUUUUUAAUUCUCUCCAUAGGUUCAUGGCAAAGCAUGUUUGUGAUCUUUAUGAUUUAAUACGUUCAAAUUCUGAGACAAACCUACAGAGAAACUGGAAAGAAGUGGAGAACAGAAUAAAGACUCAGCUGCCACUUCGAGUUAUGUCUUGUGUGCAGCUUGCGAGCAAACUGACUUCACAUUACAAGGUAUCAACGCAGAAAUUAUUGCAGAGACAGUAUAUGUGCAUCAUAUUAAGUACAGUUUGAAGGCCUUUUCUCAAGUAUCACCUUAAAAACCGCUUGAUUGUCUUAACAGAUAAUAAAAAAUAUAUAUUGACACCACAAAACUUUUUCUUGAUAUCUCUAAAAGCUCUCCAAAAAUAUCUUAAUUUUGUUUUGAAGAUAAUCAAAGUUCGAAUCACCUGAGCCAACAUUCUCACUGCUGGGAGUUGAAAUCAUGAAAGAGAUUAUCUAUUUAAGUAUGCUUAAAUAGUAAAUUGUCUUUGUCAUUUUUAACACAGGCAAUAACCCCUAGCAAAGGUCAGAGGUUCUUGAACUCAAUUGGUCAUUGUUAUACACUGGGGAGUAUAGUAAAGUCAGAGUUGCGGAUUCUGCAGACUCUUGACUAUCAUAUCUUAAUCACAACACCCUUAACAUUUCUGGAAACUAUCCUUGAGAUUCUUGGUAAGUAAAAUAAAAAUAUCAAGCUGAAUCAAGACUUUCAGGUUGACUGACUCAGAGACUGAGUGGCAGAAUAAUUGUCUGACUGAAGUACUGACCCACUUAUUACAUUAACCACUGACCCCUAAGAGUGACUAGCAUCUAAUUUCUCCUUACAAUAUCACUCCUGAGUCACUCAAGAAUAAACUGACAGACCCACCAUCUAACUGAUUCAACAGCUGGUCAACCCACCCUCAGAGAAAAUGUUAUCAUUUAACUGCAGCACCUCUGAAAAACUGUUGCAUUACUCAACUAGGACACAAUGACACACAAGCACAAGUAAAAUUACUUCAUGACGCCAGUGUUAAGCUCCUUGACAUAGUCUACCUCAAGUUUGAAGAAAUUUACAGCAAGUUGUGUAUGGCUGCAACAGGAGAGAGUUGUGUUAAAGAUGGCAGACAAAGCCUGGCAAUCAUAAGUAGUGAUCUCAUGUUGCUUGCUGUUUCAGUCAUUGGGGCUGCAUCCUACAUUGUGAAUCAGACAACAAGUGACAUGGUAAAUAAACCCUUUAACUCCCAAGAUCUGAUUGUUAAUUCUCCCCUCUAACUGCUACACAUUCCCUUGUAAAUUAGUUAUGAGAACUUGGUGCUAAAUCUAGAUGGCAUCCUCUACCUGACAAGUUUAAAUAUUUAAAUUACCUGUUUGCUGAGUAACUUAUGGAUAUCAUAGGAAGAAGUUUCAUGUUAAUCACUUCUGGGAGUUAAAGGGUUAAGAGUCUACUUGCAUCAGUUGUGAGCCCCCUAAUGGGAGUUGUCUUUUUUUUUCAAAUAUUGUCAACUGUGUUAUGUUUGUAUCAUUUGUUUGUUGUUACUUUUGUUCAUUUGUUUUGUUUAGGCCAUGGAAGAGGAAGAGACAGAGAAGUUUGGUCUCUUCAUUAAGUAUUUGGCAAAAUCCUUUACUCCUUGCACAACUCAAAUAUGGUUUCUAUUAGUCUCAUGCCCAAACACUCUUUUAGCUCAUUGGAUUACACAUCUUUAUCCGCUGAAAUAAUUUUGAGACCAUUUUAAUUAAUUAACUGCAUUUUUUAUGCAUUUAUCUUGAAGACUUCAAAUGAGUAUUUUUAUCAUUCUGCAGGUAAUAGAGCAACUUGGUCUUAUCACUCAGAUUCCAGUGGAUGAUGUUUUAGACUUUGCCACAAUAAUCAUUGAGAAUACAUUAAAAUAUGAAGAUGGAGAUUAA